AUGGGAACACAUCUACUUUUGGUUCUCAUAUCAAAGCAGGCAUUUCUGCUUUCUUCGCCAGCAUUUAGGUACAAGUAUGUCGAAGAAAUGAAGCGCAGCGUUGGUAUUAAUGUACACAUCCGUGCACGCAUAUUAAUCACAAUGUGCAAGCAACGACACGGUAGUCGGCCUAAGUUUGAAAUCGCUUUUCACGACGUCCUCAAAACAUCUAAAGAGGAAAUGCAUGCAAGACCAAUUGAGUAUCUCAAUUUUUAUCCAUUAGCCCAGAACUACCAUAAUCUCCCCAUGCUAGCCUCAUCAAAUGCAAUCACUAAUAACCGGUUUCUCCUUUGCGGAACAAGCACUCCUCCUGGUAAUUAA
Molecule: messenger RNA, 360 nt
Organism: Thelazia callipaeda (thelaziosis nematode)
Lineage: Eukaryota; Metazoa; Nematoda; Chromadorea; Rhabditida; Thelaziidae
Source: the annotation of a GenBank genome assembly